ACUCCGAGUGCAUCAGUAUUUCCUCAUUCAAAGAACAUUUAACGGUUUGAUUCAUGGUUAAAAAUGAGAGUAAAAUGCUAGUUUAGCUGGUCAAAAAGCCUAGGACCUCUCAAAUUAGGAUGUCUGGAUAUUACAUUAAUAUUUGUCUGUUUGCUAUUUUUGCAAGAGAAAUAUUUGGAGUGAGAGUGGAGACGGGCUUAUACAGUCGAGUUGAGCUCACUGGAGAGAAACUCAAUCAAACUACUACUGAUUACCUGCAGUCAGUGGAAUGGAUCAAACUAAACAGAUCAUCUCAGUGUCUAUGUCUUCGGUUUCAAAAAUACAAUGAUACCAAAAUCUACAGUCAAUGCUGUGGGAAGGCUCAUUUCAAUUUAAACAACAACAGCCUCAUUUUGGAGAAUGUGACCGCACAGAAUGAAGGAGUCUUCAUGGAAACUAUAGUUUCUCAAAACGGAUCUAGAAAAAGUUUCAACUUUACAUUACAUAUUCUCUACCCUCCAAAUGCAACAGAAAUGAUGGUCAUCUGGACUUCCAACUCAUCUGUUACUCUCAGGUGUGAAGUUACUGGCUCAUUUCUGCAUCUUAAGUGGAAGAGAGAAGGUGUCUCCAUUCCAGAAGACCACAGAUACUCAAUCAGUAACCAGACUCUAAACAUCACCAAUAUAACCAUCUCAGAUUAUGGGACAUACAGCUGUUUGGUUAAAACUCUAUAUGGAGAAUCAGAAAAGCACAUAUAUUUUACCAGACACAACUCAACUCUUUCCCAAACAAAUGGUACUCCUGCUGCACCUCUGAGUCACAAUUAUCAGAUUCUAAUUUCAAGUGGACUUACACUCAUUGGUGUUUUAGGACUGUGCCUCAUGUUCGUCGUCAUUUUCAAAUACCAUCAGGUUCACUGUCACAGAAAAACACCAGACAGAAAGACGAAAGGCCACCGAGGGGAAAAUGGCAAAACAACAGAAGGGGAUGAAGACACUGACCUUGGAAUUUAUCAGGAAAUAUCUUCCACUCAAGAUGUGACCCUUUUGCCAUACGUCUACACAGACUUCAUUAAGCCAAAAAUGGCCAAUCAGGACUCAGCUGCUGCGGAACACUUUAAGGAGUUUGGUUACUCUGAGAUUGGACCAGCAGGCAGGGAGGAAACAGUCAUUUUGGAUUGUGCAAUCUAUGAAGAACAGGCCACACGUCUACUGAUACUUUAGAGGAGUGACAGUUGAUAAGAAAGUCUAUGGUACAUAUAUGAGUAAGACAGUGAAUAACAGUUAACCUACUUGAAACUAACAAAGUUUCAUAUUCAUGAAUCUGAAGCAGCCUACAGAAACAACAGUCAUCGAAAGUGAAAGGUGCAGGCCAAUAACAAAAAUUUUAUAUCCAAAUCAACCACUAGAUGGCAGCAAAAAGACCUAAAACAUAGAUCUGCUAUAUGCAUACUUCGUUUUUUCUGAUAAUUACAAACGCAGAGACAAAGCAGAAGAAAACUUCCAGGUGGAGUUGGAGGCAUCGUCAUAGUAAUAAUAAUUGUUGCAUCAUUACAAUGUCAUUCAGUGUCAUUUUGAAACAUAUUCUCUAAAACGCAAUUAGUACUGGAUUUACAGUAUUAACAUGAUACAUAUUGUACAUUGACUGUUUUCGACAUAACCUAUGCAUUUACCAGAUUAUAAUAGGUCUUUUCCACUGCACUGUUGCCUUGCAAAAACGUCAAGCAAAGAAAAGCACAUAGUGCUUAAAAUUUCAAGUCACAUUUAAUAAGCAUGCACAUUGUGAAAGGUCCGAAGUGUCCACCCUGCUCAUUAGUGAAUGUCAUACACAGUUUUUAGAUAAAUGACUUAUGCCAUGCAGGACAAUUGGGAGAGCAAAAGUGUUUUUGUCUUGCAUGGCAACCUCAACAUAUCAAUCAAAUGGCAUGUCAUUGAGUGGCAGUUUAAUUUAUAUUAAAGGCGAGUCCAGCUGUCAGUGAAGAGGGAGUCAAGUGACUUUGUCUUUUGAUCUUGGAGUUAUUUCGUUUUUUACAAGCAAACUCUCUAAAUGGGCUGUAAAAGCAAAGACGAAAAUAUUGAGGGACAGCUGAGUAUCAACAUCUGGAAAGGACAUAGAGACAUAACGUGUAAAAGUCUCAUAGAAUAUUUAAUUUACAUUUUUAUAGACAGCUAGAGUACCUUCAUGUAUACAUAAAGCAAUGUUUUACUGGGAUUCUUCAAAGCAACCAGGAUGGUGUAAAUGAUAGGUUCAUUUCUUUGUUUUUAGAAAAGAAAAAAGAAAAAAUGGUCAAAUAAAAGAAUAAAACCAUUUCAGUUUAACAGACAUGUGUGGACUGUACAGUCUCACUUCUAAGUGUGCUUACCCAAGAAAUGCUGGGAAAUAAUAUACACAAACAGAUGAGAAUGUACUGUAAGUGUUUAAUAAUUUAAUUUUAAUCUCCUGUAUUGUAAAUAGAAAAAACAGAGAAGUUUGGGGACAGUGUUAAAAUCAACGAUCUCCUCCUUUAAACCUCUACAAUAAGUGCAAACAGACAUGUAUAUACAAAAUUGCACAUUAUCUUUGGGGGUUAAGGGGAAAAUAAAGAAAUAAUGAGUGGCAAAUAAUUUGCAUUGCCCUUUUGGGGAUAAAUAAAUCACAAAUGGAACUUGUCGGACACAGACACUCCACAACAAAGUUAGAGACUAAAUGCAAAGCAGUUAUUGGAAUAAAACAACUGAGAUCUGUGUGAUAAACAGGUGUGCUCUGAUCCGAAGGUUUAAGAUCUGUGAUUAAGCCCUAUCUGGCAACCCUGAGAGAAAAACAACCCUAUUUCAGCUAGGUUUGACUAAGCUGAACAUUCAAUUGGAAUUAAUGGACCAAAUCAGACCAUGAGCACUCCUAUGCAGAGAGGCUUCUUUAAGUGCAUAAAAUCAGCAGGGUUCUCAUUUCUUUUGUUGAGGCUACUGCAUCAUUCGUGAUGCUCUAUGCAAUCAGUGAAAUAUACGGAUUGCUUAAUAAUAAUUCUAAUAGAUUUAACUGCAAAAAUUUGGACAGAAAGGGUACCAAAAUCUUGUGAGAUCCUUUCACGAUCCCAAAAAUAGUGUAUAGUGAAAUUAUAAAACAAAAUGAUAUGCUACAGAUGAUGGAACAAUCACAUUGAAUAAGGAAAACAAAACCUCUACAUGUUUAGACAAAAAAUGGUUCACAGCAUUUAAAAUGUUCAAUUUAUGAAUAUAUUCUGAAAGUCACUGAUGUAAUCCAUGGUUUAUAAUAACAUAUACAUUAUCUAUUGUUAUUCAAAGAAGUUCCAUAUUACACCAUGAAGAGCUCACUUUGAUACUCAGUCUCUCUCAUCUGAAAAUCCCCCUCUGUGCCAACCAUCUGGUUGAACACAAUCUGUGAAUAAGUUCUCAAAUAUACAAAAGUGCUAAUCUUCAAUAAGCGUAAAAAAUGUCUACCUGGCCAUAAAAGCCUCUCACCUUCUUUUUUUUUUUUUAAGGCAAGUGGUGACCAGUAGGUCAAAAGACUCUUGCCACAGAACCACGCUGUAACAUCUCCCAAUGCAUAUCACAACAAAAAAUUUCCCUCGCAUUUUAAUUGAGUAAGCAGAGAAAAGUGCUUUUGCCAUUUGUCGUUUAAAGUUUCCACAAAUGGCAAGAUUUUUACUCUUUAUGUAGGAGGACAUGUAUCUCUCAACUAUACAUGGAAGGAACAUGAAGUAUGGAAGUAUGCACUGUGAAUGUGUGGAUGGGAAGCCAAGAUCCUUUCCACAUGAGUAAAACAUGCUGAAAAUUAAAAACAGAAUGAAAUCAAAUGAAUCUUAGACUUUUAUUCUACUGUACAUUUAAAUGAAAUCUACAAGCCUUUAAAGCGGUAAUUCUGUCAUUAUUUACUUCAAACCUGUAUGACUUUCUUUCUUCCAUGAACACAUUGGCAGAACUUAUAGUGUCAGCAUUGUGUCAUUGUUGAAAAAAGAUGCAAUGAAAGUGAAUGUUGACUGAGGCUAUCAUUCUGCUUAACAUCUCCUUUUGUGUUUCGCGGAAGAAAUUCAUAUAGGUUUGGAGUAAAAAAUGAAUUGUGAACUAUCCCUUUAAGACCGGAUGACCGUUUUGUAGACCUUGUCCCCAAGUACCUUAUUUUAUCUCGUAACUGUAGUUGAGGUAAAAGGAACUAUACUGUAAACACUUAAGAGGGUGCUUGAGGGAGGCUGGGGGUGCACGAGUGUUUCCGUCUUGGAAACAGAACAACAGAAUUCACAAAGACCAAGUUCUUUCCUGUCAUCAAGACUUAAAACACUCAAUUCUCAGCCAAUAAUGAAGUUCAAAGUGCUAAGAAUUUGUCAAGCUCUCGGUCUGUUUAGAAUUAGCAGAUUCCGGAAUUGAAGGAAGGGGAAAGUGGGCAAUUUUUGUUCAGGGAAAACCUGCAUCCGCUUGAUGUCCAGAGGCCACACGCUCAUUCCCUACAACACAGCUACGGCAACACAAUAUGAUACACCAGUAAAAUCUCUUUUCCAAAAUGAUCUUUAGACAAAGUUAUACAUCAUCUUCAUAAAUAGUUUAUGUGCUGCUAUGUUCUCUAUCAAUAUAAAUAGCAAAAUAUAGUGUCAUAUUUCCUAUAGCUAGCUGAAUCCCCUUAGCCGAAGUAAAGCAUCAUAUAACCACAAGAAUCUUUUUCUCAAAGGAUCCCUUAGAAACAUGUACAAUUGGAUCUAGAUCUUUAAAGUAACAUACGCAAAUAAAGUGGAUGUCUGUACAAAAAAAUUACAAAAUAAUACAAAUACAAAAUCAUAACACAAUCAAUGUGUUUUGUUGAUCACGGAAGUGCAUAGAUGCUGAGUUAGUGAGAUGGGUGGGACCAACCGAUUGGGUGGAAAGUUUUAUUUUCUUCUCGGUGGAGAUGAUGGUGGUGUGGAAAUCCUCCGUGAUGAUCUGACCUACUUCUGCGUCUUUCUGUUUUGGAAAUCCCAACAUAUAUUUUGUGUGAAGAAAAACACUCAGCGCUAAUUUGGGUUUAAUUUUUUCGUUAAAUUAAAAUGCUAACCCAUAAAUAUACAAAUAAACAAAGAGUCCACUUUUUUUGAUGAGACCAAAAAAUGUUUCUAACACUUUGUGGUGUACAUUCAGGAACAUUCAUAUUGAGAGUGAAAAAAUGCAACGCAAAAUAAAAAAAGGGAAAAAAAUAAAAAAUUAAACACUGUAAGAGUUAACAAUAAACACUGACAUAAUAAUAAUUUAGAUUGUUACAAAUUAUUCCUAUGUUUUUUU
Molecule: messenger RNA, 5222 nt
Organism: Xyrauchen texanus (razorback sucker)
Lineage: Eukaryota; Metazoa; Chordata; Actinopteri; Cypriniformes; Catostomidae
Exons: 8
Coding region: 120-1202 (360 amino acids)
Source: RefSeq, a predicted model, not a curated record